Owenia fusiformis is the source of this 1674-nucleotide messenger RNA. The record is from the annotation of a GenBank genome assembly. NCBI's taxonomy places the organism in Eukaryota, Metazoa, Annelida, Polychaeta, Sabellida, Oweniidae.
AUCGAAAUAACCAUUGGAAGAAAUACGCAUGCGCACAGUAAAAAUGACUUAAAGAACAAAACAAAAAAACAAAGUACCUCCACCACACUCACGGCUGACGUUGGUGGCACUUAGCAUCAUUCAGAUGAUCUAUCUGGCAUCAAACAUAACACAAGAGACUCGACUGAAGCUGAGCAAUUCAACAUUGCAGUGAUGAACUCGGAAAAGAAAAAUCUGCCACCGAUUGUGUUUCAGGACCCCGAGAACCCUGCAGCUAAGUCCAACAAGAAGUACGUCAUAGCAGCAGCAACUGUUGUGUUGAUUCUGGUCAUCACACUGGGUGGAGUUCUGUUGACGCUGAAACUCACCAAUGAGUUUGCUAGUGACACUAUCAAGGAGUACAAACUUUCAAGGGAAACCAUUGUGAAAGUCGACAUUGAGAAUGGUAUGGCAGAAGUCGACAAUACCAAAAAAGGCUAUAACGUGUACAAUGACUUUAACAUGGGUUUCUCAGUGUUGAAGCUCGGCUACAAUAAUACUUUCAUCUGCUAUCUUAGCAAGCUCACCAAGGGUGUCCUUUCUCCAGCAGCAAUGCAGAGUUAUUUGGAGUACCAUCCUGAUGGGGAAGAGAUAACAUCACACGACAAGGACGCUGAUUUGCCACAUUUAAUGCAAGCCAAAGAGGAAAUACGUGACCGUGGAUUUCUGGGACAUCAAGAACGAGAUUCGUGCGCAGGGUCCCCCAUACAUUGGCUCGUCCCUGCCACUGAAGAAGUACCAGAUGGUGAUGCUGAUGAUGAUACAAUUGUUAGUGAGGCUAAUGGAAAUGAUGUCACGACUGGAACUCCUCACAAUGCAUCAUUAGUGAGAGAGAAAAGGGACAAAAGCCACAGUAAGCACCACAGCAAACACAAGUCCCACAGCAAACACAAGUCCCACAGCAAAUACCACAGUCACAGUAGUAGUAGUAGUAGCAGCAGUAGCAGUAGCAGCAGCAGCAGUGGAAGCAGUGAUAGCGAUCAUGGAAGCUGCUACAGUCGUAAACAAAGAUAUCUUUGCUACUCGGGUGCGGAUUACUGCUGCGUUGGGUGCUGCAUUCCCGGAUGUGGGCCAUCUCCUUGUUGCUACUCUGCCGGUUGUUGUCGCCGUGGUGAUAGCUCUGAUGAUAGCUCCAGUAGUUCGAGCGACUCCAGUCACUCUAGCCACAGUCACCAUAGCAAACACAGUAAACAUAAACAUCACAGCCAUAAGCAUAGCAGCAAACACAGCAGCAAACAUCAUAGCCACAGCAGCCACAGCAGUCAUAGCAGUCAUAGCAAAUAAAGGACUGAUAAACUACAUUUAGCUCGAUUAUGCUCAUUAUGCACAUUGCUUCGUACUAUUUUAUAUUCCUAACCCAUAACAUGACUCGUGAAAGUGGAAUGAUUUGAAGAAAACUAGCAGCUUUCGGUCCGUAAUUUGGUAUAAUGCCACGUUAUAUGCAUUUCUCAGCCUAUUAGUGGCUUGUGAUAUAACGGUUUUGGUGUGAACCCUAAAUAACUUAUAAUGGUAUUGAUCUUAAUUGAUAAUAAUAAUUUUUGUUAUGAGCAUAAACUUUGCAAAAUUGGAGUCGUAUAGUUCAACUUGGCUCUGUGGAAUUAAUGUGCAUGUUUUUGUUUGUAUUCGCGAAUGUAACUUUCUGUGUCGGCUACCGGA